UACCACUUGAGAGUUCCUAAUAUAGACCCGACUGCUUUGUAGGAAAGGGUAACAAACCAAACGGAGACGCCAGCGGUCUGAGAUUGCUGCUUUGGGAAGCAACGUUUUCAUGGACACACAACAGAAUAAUGGAGCGUCUCUCACAGGUGUCAUUCCCAAGAAAGAAACAGGAAAUACAGAAACAAGAGGCUGAUGACACAGUCUACAUGAAUUUUAUGAAAAGCCACUGCUGCUACGACGCCAUUCCAACCAGCUGUAAACUGGUCAUAUUCGAUACCACACUCAAAGUGGAAAAGGCCUUUUUUGCACUGGUGGUAAAUGGCUUGAGAGCUGCGCCUUUAUGGGACAGCAAGUUACAGAGAUUUGUGGGUAUGCUGACUAUUACAGAUUUCAUCAACAUCCUGCAUUGCUAUUACAAGUCCCCCUUGGUUCAAAUGUAUGAGCUGGAGAGCCACAAGAUCGAGACAUGGAGAGGUGAUUCAUUUGAAAAUGUCUACUUGCAGUCUACCAACCACUUCCUCAUUAGUAUUACUCCAGACGCGAGCCUCUUUGAUGCCAUCUAUUCCUUACUUAAACACAAGAUCCACAGACUUCCAGUCAUCGAUCCAGAGUCUGGAAACGUCUUACACAUUCUGACCCACAAAAGAAUCCUCAAGUUCCUCCAUAUAUUUGGGAAGAAAGUUCCCAAGCCUGCGUUUAUUGGGAAGCAGAUCCAGGAGCUCGGGAUUGGAACUUUCAGGAACAUCGCCACUAUUCAGCAAACGGCGACACUUUACGAAGCCCUCUCCAUUUUUGUGGAAAGGCGGGUGUCUGCGCUACCUGUGGUGGACGAACAAGGCAAAGUGGUGUCACUCUACUCAAGAUUUGAUGUGAUUAAUCUAGCAGCCCAGAAGACUUACAACAAUCUGGACAUGACUAUGAUGGAGGCCGUUAGCAGGCGCACGUGUUUCGUUGAGGGAGUGAUCAAGUGCUAUCCUCAUGAAACCUUGGAAACCAUCAUAGACCGUAUUGUCAGAGCUGAGGUCCAUCGGCUGGUCCUGGUGGACAGGGCUGACGUGGUGAAAGGCAUCAUCUCUCUGUCUGACCUUCUGCAGGCCAUGGUCUUAUCCCCUGCAGGUAUUGACGCCCUUUUGUCCUAGCACCAGGGGACAGAGGCUCCCCUUCACUCCUAUACCACCUGUGUAGGCUUGAGUCCUGGUCGUGGACCCAGCCAGGUAGGCCCUGGUGCCUCUUUUCAACCCCCAAACCUCCCCCACCCUGUUGUCCGGUUACCAGCACCCAGAGGCCUUAACCCCUGCACAUGUCAUCUUUUCCUUUCACAUUUGCUCCACUGUUACAUGCAAAUGACCAAUGAUGAGUUUGCUGCUUGGCUCAAGAGAUCUUCCAUAUUUUUGUUGGAUGCCCGUGCUAGUCGCUGAGUAGUUUUUUGCUUCUGUC
Molecule: messenger RNA, 1437 nt
Organism: Larimichthys crocea (large yellow croaker)
Lineage: Eukaryota; Metazoa; Chordata; Actinopteri; Sciaenidae
Gene: prkag3a
Product: protein kinase, AMP-activated, gamma 3a non-catalytic subunit
Exons: 12
Coding region: 129-1139 (336 amino acids)
Biological process (GO): protein phosphorylation; regulation of catalytic activity
Cellular component (GO): cytoplasm; nucleotide-activated protein kinase complex; nucleus
Molecular function (GO): protein kinase regulator activity; protein kinase binding; AMP binding
Source: RefSeq, a predicted model, not a curated record